AUGAACGGUCUAAAGGCUUCGAUUCUGGUAUUCAGCUCGGAGCCGUCUCCGUUCGGCAGGCCUCACGUGAACAUGGAUCCCGAGGUGAUCGGUCUUCUGCGUGAAAUCGACUGUUUACACAAGCUGCAGUGUCCGAUUCAGCCGAUUGCCAUCGAAUUAUGGCUCAAAGCAGACUAUCUUAAGGAUUAUUAUGAACAAUUGAAGGUGAGCUCGUUGGCAGGACUGAACUAG
Molecule: messenger RNA, 231 nt
Organism: Protopolystoma xenopodis
Lineage: Eukaryota; Metazoa; Platyhelminthes; Monogenea; Polystomatidea; Polystomatidae
Source: the annotation of a GenBank genome assembly